Messenger RNA from Aspergillus puulaauensis, 981 nucleotides. RefSeq lists its product as uncharacterized. The transcript has a single exon. The record is from RefSeq and is a predicted model, not a curated record. Bases 1 to 981 code for a protein of 326 amino acids. Lineage: Eukaryota; Fungi; Ascomycota; Eurotiomycetes; Eurotiales; Aspergillaceae.
AUGGCACCCAUCAAGUCAUCUAAGAACAACCAAGUCUCUCCCCAGCAAAGACGGUCCCUCCUUAAGAACACUGAACAAGUCAAAGGCGUAAUGCCCAUCGAGACCUAUCUUAAGCAACUCGAGCCCUACCGCUCAACAACCCUCAUCUGGCCCUAUCCACACAACAUCCUCCCAGCAGAACCAACCACAAUCAAACAGAUCGAACACCACCGCAACUCCAUCCUCGCAAUCCUAGACAGCCACAACUUCCCACCACCCCAAUACCUCCGCCUCUCCAUCCACAGCGCCACAAAACAACUCUACACCAGCAAACCCCUCCCAGUCCUCAGCCUCACAUACAUCACCGACCCAGAGAGCACCACCGCACCCUCCAUCCCAGAAACCCUCGGCCCAGCCCGUGACGAAAUAACCACCCUCCUAAACCAAAACGGAAUCAACGACAUCCAUACCGAAAUCAUCUUCGUGAACCAGGUCUUCGACCCAACCUGCUUCCCUAUUCAUGAUGACGAUCCUGCGGCACAGGCAUUCGAGCACGCCCGCCGCAAUAUCAAUAGGGUUGUUUCCAGACUUCGCGAGAAAUGGUCCAUGGUUAAGAUGUUUCAUGUUGGUGUUACGGUUGAAUCAGCCAGACCGACGGUCGUUGUCCAGGUGAAUCCAAGGACUGAGGCGGAUUGGGAGGCGAUGAUGAGGGAGAUUGUUUCCUACCUACCAAUACCGAAGAUUGAUCAAUAUCACGACGGUGAUACUGAUACAGAUAUGGAAAUAGGCGUUGAGUUCAUGACAGGCAAGAUCGUGAAGCCGAUUGUGUACCCCGAAGACGAGGAGCUGGCUGAUGCCUUGGGAAACUUCUCUGAGGAUCUGACAGAGGGUCUUGCGGCUAAUGAGGAUUUUGAAGUGAUUGGUGACUGGCUUGUUGAGUUGGCUGGAAGAGAAGGGCAGUUUCUCGAACGGGCUGGAGAGGUGAAGAAGGGAAGCUGGUGA